Rhopalosiphum padi (bird cherry-oat aphid) is the source of this 441-nucleotide messenger RNA. Its product is annotated as zinc finger protein 248-like. Lineage: Eukaryota; Metazoa; Arthropoda; Insecta; Hemiptera; Aphididae. Bases 1 to 441 code for a protein of 146 amino acids. The transcript has a single exon. The record is from RefSeq and is a predicted model, not a curated record.
AUGGAAUUUACACAAAACAAUCAUCUGACGAUGCGCCGACAGACAGGAAUAAGAGAGAAGAAACCCUAUCUGCGUUACGUUUCUAAUCAGAGGAUUGUCAUCGAUAGCGAGUUGACAGUGCACCCGCGUAUGUGUACUGAUAAAUCAUACCCAUCAUGCGGCGUAUGUGGCAAGGAGUUUAGCAGUAAUAGCGUACUGGCGGUACACCAGCGGACGCACACGGGCGUAAAACCGUACGAUUGUAAUGACUGUGGUAAGUCGUUCUCUCAAAAAACUAAUUUGAUUAACCACUUGCGGACGCAUACAGGCGAGAAGCCGUACGACUGUUACGUGUGCGGUAAGUCAUUUUCUCAAAAAAGUAGUUUAACUAGGCACCUGCGGAAGCACACCGGUAAAAAACCGUACCGCUGUGUGGUGUAUGUGACAAGAAGUUUAGUUUGA